AUGAAGCCCUACCAGGCUUUAUUUUCAGCCUUGGCACCUUUCUUGAAGGAUUGUCGGGAUUUGAUCAUUCAAGCCCGUGAGGCUAGCCUCACUCGCAUCGUCAUCAUGGCGACCCUCACAUUUGCCAAAGUCACUCAGAUGGACGGGUGGUAUCAUCGCUCUCAUCCAGGAGAAAUACCAAACGACCAUCUGAAAGAAAGAUACAAGGGCCUUGGGAAUCUCGAAGACCGUGUUGAAACCGCUCGCAAUUUCCUCGCGGCUGCGUUGAAACUAUGCGACAAACUGGGCAGUUUCCCUGAGUUCCACGAGAAGGUACAAGAGAUGACUUGCCUCUAUGAAGGACCGCAGUACGAGACCGUGACACUAGAAGAGCUUCAAUCGAUCAAGACAGCUAUGGUCAGCGGGCCAAGAGGAAUCGCGACUCACUCUGGGCACUGGUACAAUUGUGUCAAUGGACAUCCGUUUGCUAUUGGAGAAUGCGGCAUGCCGAUGGAACAGGCUAGAUGUCCUGAAUGCGGAGCGCGUAUUGGAGGGCAAAACCACACGGCUGUAGAGGGCGUAUCAAGAGCACGAGAGAUGGAGUAG
Messenger RNA from Penicillium maclennaniae, 585 nucleotides. RefSeq lists its product as uncharacterized. The coding region runs from base 1 to 585 and encodes 194 amino acids. The transcript is spliced from 2 exons. Lineage: Eukaryota; Fungi; Ascomycota; Eurotiomycetes; Eurotiales; Aspergillaceae. The record is from RefSeq and is a predicted model, not a curated record.